AUGGCCACUUCCAAGCGGUUUCCGACGCUCGUGCAGCUCGGGCAGCCAGAUCAGCAAUUUGAGGAGCUCAGUUAUCUCGACAAACGGCCCUUCUGGUUCAACGCUGAGCACCUGAUGAAUCCGUAUAGAGUUCACCUCGAGGCGUGGCUAGUGGAAGCGAUCUUUGGUCCGGGCGGAGAGCACAUCCCGCACGUCGAGUGUGUGUCACAGACCAUUCUCCGUGUGCGUCGGUUGGACCCCAAAGGCGAGGCGGAGAUCUUGAUAUUUGGGCGGCCUUACUACCAGAAGGACAUAGCCAAGAUGAUCAUGAACUUGGCCGACUACCACCGAAAACGCCGAGCGCAAAGUUCAGAGAAGAGCCAGGCCCCGGAGGCCGGCAGCCAGGAGGCUGCGGACGCUGCCCCGGAGGCCGGCAGCCAGGAGGCUGCGGACGCUGCCCCGGAGGCCGGCAGCCAGGAGGCUGCGGACGCUGCCCCGGAGGCCGGCAGCCACCCGGCCUGGGUUACCAAGCUUUGA
Molecule: messenger RNA, 516 nt
Organism: Trichechus manatus latirostris (Florida manatee)
Lineage: Eukaryota; Metazoa; Chordata; Mammalia; Sirenia; Trichechidae
Gene: KHDC3L
Product: KH domain containing 3 like, subcortical maternal complex member
Exons: 3
Coding region: 1-516 (171 amino acids)
Cellular component (GO): protein-containing complex
Molecular function (GO): RNA binding
Source: RefSeq, a predicted model, not a curated record